Messenger RNA from Naegleria gruberi, 273 nucleotides. RefSeq lists its product as uncharacterized. The annotation marks the transcript as partial. NCBI's taxonomy places the organism in Eukaryota, Heterolobosea, Eutetramitea, Acrasida, Naegleriidae. The transcript has 2 exons. The record is from RefSeq and is a predicted model, not a curated record. Gene Ontology annotation, biological process: protein ubiquitination; ubiquitin-dependent protein catabolic process. Gene Ontology annotation, molecular function: zinc ion binding; cullin family protein binding; ubiquitin protein ligase activity. Gene Ontology annotation, cellular component: nucleus; cullin-RING ubiquitin ligase complex.
AAGAAACGAUUCGAAGUGAAGAAGUGGAACGCUGUUGCUUUGUGGGGUUGGGAUAUCGUCGUCGACUCUUGUGCUAUUUGUCGUAACCACAUCAUGGAACUUUGUAUUGAAUGUACUGCUAACCAACAAUCUGCCACCAGUGAAGAAUGUACCGUUGCUUGGGGUGUUUGUAAUCACGCUUUCCACUUCCACUGUAUUUCAAGAUGGUUAAAGACCAGACACGUUUGCCCAUUGUGUAACUGCGAAUGGGAUUUCCAAAAGUACGGAAAAUAA